This is a messenger RNA of Suillus plorans, 1965 nucleotides long. RefSeq lists its product as uncharacterized. Lineage: Eukaryota; Fungi; Basidiomycota; Agaricomycetes; Boletales; Suillaceae. The transcript is spliced from 8 exons. Bases 93 to 1709 code for a protein of 538 amino acids. The record is from RefSeq and is a predicted model, not a curated record.
UUAGUAUUCAGCAUCAACUCGCGAAUCCAGCUCCCCCUAAGCGAGCCCCCGAAAAGGCCGCAGACGAGUUUCUUCAAAGUCUUAGUCUUAAUAUGCCAAGUCUUAAUAGUCCUUUGGAGCCUUCAGUCAGCGACGGCAUCCAGGACAUUGAUUCCUUCCGACCAAAGGCUUUAACAGCGAUGAAAGCUUCUGCGAUGCCAAAGAUUCCCAAAAAGUGGAAAUGGGAGGGUGAUCUAUUUGUUGACUUUGCUAAGAACCAAGCCAAGAAAGUUUGUGAAGUGACGAUCAAGGAUGCGACUGAUUCGCACGAUAACGGUGCUCGCAUGAGUUUCAUGAUGGCGCAAACUAAUUCCAUCCGCAUCCAAAAACUCUACAAUGUUACGGAUCUCACACCGGUUUUUCGUGCAUGUGGAGAAGCUCAGCAAUUUGCCAAACUUGAAGCUUUGGAAAAUCAAGAUAGUCAGGCACUGCACGGACUGUUUCGUUACAUGUCAAUUAAGCGACAGGUUGCUGUUCUCCCACUGUCAUUGGAUGGCGCAGAACUUGCUCUGCUCUUUAUUUUCAGCCCAUCAUUGGAUGCCCUUUGUAAGUUUUUGCGCGUACCAGAGCAUCUACGACAGAAUUCGCAGAACACCCAUGUUUUGGUAGCCCUGUUGCCAUGGCUGAUCUCGUCUGCCAAAUACAUCAAAGGAACGACGCGUAACCAGGUCGAUAAAACCAUACAGCAGCUAUCGACUCCGAGUGGUCAAUCGAAAGACAGCCGUCGUCGCAUACUGAGAGAGGCUGCCAUGGCUAUUGAUCUGCUUUCAAUUCCACGCGAGCUCUUGGAUUUCAUGCAGUUUUCAAACAGGAAAUAUUGUAUCUGGUCCUUCCCGGCCGACGGAGCAGCCUUGAAUCCUGGUUUUGAGACCCGACAACUUAAAUAUGUGCUGGACAAGACCAAAGCUAUGUCAGUUAGCCUUGACGCAGAAGCUCGGGUAAUAUUCAUUCAUGUCGGAGCCCUCAAGACUUUUCACGAGCUUUCUGCUGUGGUCACCAAGCGGCGCGACGCGCCUGAAGUUCGCUUUUUCACCUACGGCACACAUGAGUCUGUUCCGUCCAGCAGGUGGGGCAUGCGCGAGAUUUUCCCUUUGGGUGGUAUUGUCACCUUCACGCCUUUGGCUAUCGCCGAAGAUCCUAUUGGAUGUCACAGUUUGAUGCGUAACCUCGCGCAGCAUCCCCUCUGGGAAUGUUACCUGAUACCUUCGAUCGUGGGUUUGAGCCAUGCCCUGGCAUGCGGCAAGGAUAAGCCAGUUCCAGAAAUUAUGAGUAUGGACUCGUGCCUUCUUCCCAUUCUGGACCUGGCAGACGCAGGCAGCAUCUCUGUCACGAAAGCGCCUACCAAACAUAAUGAUGACGCCUGGAUUGCCGAAACUCUUGAGCAGCAAUUGUUGGAAGUAGAAGAUGUGCUGCGAGAAUGCGUCAAAAGCUCGAUAGAGCGCUUCGCUCACUCCAGCGAAUCUGACGUCCUGAUUGAAGCGGACCGGGAGAUUUCUCAGGAUCUCAUCAAUAUGGAGCUGCAGCCUAAGUUCAUGGACAAUUACCGCCGAUUUGUGGUCAUCAGAGCUGCAUCCGAGGAAACUCGCAGCCUCCCUGAAGGCGGAUCGGGGCUCGAGUGGUCUUCGCUAUCAAACUUCGCAUUUAAGGAUGAUUACUUCCUUGGAUCAUAGAUUUUAGUCAUGUGGUUAUGUACCAUAGUUUAGUCAUGUAGUCGGUGUCCUUCAAGUCCAACAAUCGUGUACAAAUCUCAGUUUACAUGUGAUUGUACCGCCGGUCCGCAGGCGUUCCACUAGCACGCAAGUGAUUCCUUUAGCUGGCACACAACCAUGUCCAGCAUUACCCAGUGGCUGUUAGACCCCCGCAUACACGACUACCUUGCCAUCGUAAAAGGCGCACGUAAUGGCUUCGUGUACGGAGUCAAAGUCA